UCUGGCUGCGGGUUUGGCAUCCUGAUCCUGGCACUGCUGCUGCCCGCCGCGUGGAGCCCACGGCUCGCGCGUUCGGUCACGAUCGCGUCGGACAUGGCCGAGCAGGUGGGCGAGGCCGCGCGGCGCGCGAUGCAUGCGGGAGCUAAUGCAUCUUCGAGCGCAGCCCAGAUUUUCUCAGCAAUCACAGAUAACACCCUUAUCUUCGCAGAGACAGUCUGGGAGGGGAUUGACCUCACCAGUGUCACCGUCAAGAGCUCCGCCGGCCGCCUCUUUUUCGACGGCAGCGAUGACCUCUUGGAGGCCAUCCUAGCGCCAAAGGCGCAAGGCUUAAUGGCCUUGCCUUCCCACUGGCGCCACUCCCUCGCCCGCGUCCUAGAGCUUUCAUCUCCGACCCGACCUCUGGUGGAAGUCCACUGGGAUCACUUCUGCAGCAGGGGGCGGUUUACGGCGCUGGAGCUGUGGAUGAAGCAUUUUGACGUAGGCCAUGUGGACCUAGCAUGGCGCAGCGCCGAGGCAUCCUUCACAGCCUACUGGAACCUCUUCUCGGACAUCUCGCCCGAGUACCUGAAGAUCGAUGCGAUGCUGCAAGAGGCUCUUGAGGCCACCAUCCCGCAGCCCGACCUGUCGCUGUCCAAGGGCGCCUUGGGCCACGCCCCAGUUCUGGUGGCGCCUUCCUUCGUCAUUCGAGCUUGGCGCUGGGUCUGCCGGCUGGCGAGCUGGGCCACAGGGCCACAAGACGGGGGCGUGGGCCCGAGGCUUUCGACGCCGACGUCGGAUGACACCGUGGCCGAGGGCAUCACGGCCCCCCUCAAUGCCGGCCCUCACGACGGCGACAACUCCACAGAGUCGCCGGGCCUGAACAUCACUCCGACCGCUAGCGGGGGGCAGGAUACCUCUCUGAAUGUGCAGUGA
Molecule: messenger RNA, 912 nt
Organism: Prorocentrum cordatum
Lineage: Eukaryota; Dinophyceae; Prorocentrales; Prorocentraceae
Source: the annotation of a GenBank genome assembly